AUGCCGUUUUCUCUGAAAGGUGUCGCCUACAUCACAGGUGCAGGAUCUGGGAUCGGCCAACAUGCCGCCUACGCAAUGGCUCGACAAGGCGUCCGCUCGUUCGCUCUCAUCGACCGUAACCCCGUCACACACACAGUUCAACACCUGAAGAAAAUGCACCCAGAUAUCAAAACACUAGAAAUCGAGAUGGACGUCGCGGACGAAGCCGCCGUCAACGACAGCAUCGAGCAGACGGUCAAAGAGUUCGGACGGUUAGACUACGCCCUCAACAACGCAGGCAUCGGAGGCGCGCUCAAAACGACCGAUCAAAUCGAUAAAGAAGACUUUGAACGGGUCAUGAGCAUCAACACAACGGGCGUGUGGUUAUGUCAGCGUGCGCAAAUCAGACAGAUGUUGAAGCAGGAGAAGUGGAGCGACUCGUAUAGGGCGUAUCGCGGGUCAAUUGUGAACACUGCGUCGAUGUAUGGCAAGGUUGGGCCGACGCUCAACGUUCCUGCAACAGCAUACGCUACGAGCAAGCAUGCGGUGGUGGGCUUGACCAAGGCAGACGCAAUCGCGAUGGCGCCCAGGGGAAUCAAGAUCAAUGCUAUAUGUCCAGGAUACGUCUUGACGCCUUUAGUCGAGAGCACGAUGGAUAAAGGCAGCGUGAUGGAUGCUGAGAGGGUGAAGGUGCCCAUACAACGGUUUGCAUCAAUGGAGGAGAUAGGUGAUGUCAUUGCAUUUUUGCAUUCGGACGCGAGUAGUUACGUUGUUGGAUCGGCCCUUGUAGCCGAUGGUGGUUUUACUAUUCAGUAG
This is a messenger RNA of Didymosphaeria variabile, 795 nucleotides long. RefSeq lists its product as uncharacterized. Gene Ontology annotation, molecular function: oxidoreductase activity, acting on the CH-OH group of donors, NAD or NADP as acceptor. The coding region runs from base 1 to 795 and encodes 264 amino acids. The transcript has 2 exons. The record is from RefSeq and is a predicted model, not a curated record. NCBI's taxonomy places the organism in Eukaryota, Fungi, Ascomycota, Dothideomycetes, Pleosporales, Didymosphaeriaceae.